GGCAAUACGGCGAUAUACAUGCUUAGUUCGAUGUUAUGUUCAGUAUUAUGUCCAAAGUGACCGAUAUGUUAAUCCGUGUUUGUCAAUAAGCCGGCCAGAUGUCGACUGGAGUGUAAACACAUCAACAUGCCUCUAACAAGCGCUGGUCAGACUCAGCAACCGCGAGUAAACACCGUACCUCGACCGUGGUCAUAAGUGUCCGAACAAUAUUGGUUUGUUUCGAGUGAUCUGUCCGUCAACAUGGCGGACUGGACAGUGUCCGUGCUGCAAGUGAAUGUGCCUUACAACUUGACGUAUAACGAGACGUACAAUAUAACGUCAAACCAGUCGGAUGAGAUCCCGGACGAUCGGACAUUGGUGAUAUGGCAGAGUGUAGGGAUAGGGGUCGUUAUGUAUGCUGCAGUUCUACUGACAAUCUGUGGUAACAUACUCGUACUUAUCGCUGUUGCUAGGAACAAACGUCUCCAAACCGUGUUCAACAUCUACGUCAUCAAUCUCGCUGUGACGGACUUGCUCGUCGCCGUCACAGCUAUGAGCUUCUACACCACGGAGACAGUCCUUGGUUACUGGCCGUUCGGCGAGUUUCUCUGUGGUGUCUGGAUUUUUGUUGAUUACGGAAUGACUUUUGCGUCAGUUUUUACACUCAUAGCGAUAUCUGUGGACAGAUUCUGGUCAGUGACGUGGAGUCUUCAUUACCGAGCACACCAUAACAAGAUUAAAGCAGUUCGUCUCAUCAUAGCAGUGUGGGUGUCCACCCUGGUUCUCUGGCUACCGGCAUGUAUAAUGGACAGAAUCAACAACUCAGUACCUAACAAAUGUGUGUGGGAACCGUCCAAAAAUAAAGAGUUUGUCGUCGUUAUAGCGACAAUAGGUCAUCACGGAGCGUUCACAGUCAUGGUCGUGUGCUACACCAAGGUCUUUUACACGCUUGUGCAGCGUCAAAAGUGCAGUAUUGGUCAUGCGCGCCUUUCCGAUAGAUCGCCUAGAACAGGAUCUCCUACCAACAUCCGGUAUACGAGACCUGGUAGAGAAAGUCCAGCGGAAGUGUCGAUAGAGAGUCACAUGAAUGCCGACACCUCAAGUGACGCUUCUCACGACAUCCAUAUAGUCAAACAGGAAACAUCGAAUCCACCGUCCAUAUGCAGCAAUGAAAUGGGAAAGGAAAACGGAAAUAAGAGCUAUGGUAUCCACCUUGAGCCAAUAUGUAGUCCAGUGGUGAACUCCGCAACUCAAACGGACGAUGACAGCGAUUAUUUAGACGGUCUAAAUAAAACUGUUGACAAACCGAAAAAACGACAUAGAAGUUUCAUCAGUAGGCACAGCAGAAAGCGGAAACAGAGAAAAGAGGAGGCAAAGUACGAGAGACACGAGAGGCGGGUGUUUACAACCCUUACCUACAUCCUCGCGGGCUAUGUCAUUUGUUGGCUUCCUUUUCAUAUCGUGUUCGACGUCCGGGCCGCCAAACCGGAAGCAAUUUCCUCCAUUGUUUAUAACUUGGCGUUUUGGCUAUCAUACCUGAACUCUAUGAUCAAUCCAUUUUUAUAUAAUUUUAGUAGUUCUGACUUCCGGACUGCAUUCAAACAGUUGUUGUGUAAGAGCCAACCUACGUCAAACGUUAAGUAAACAGGAAAAUACAGCAUACGUCAUCCGGCAUCUCCAGGGCGCAAUACAAAGCAAUACGUUCCAAGUUACGAUAAUGUACUUAUUGAUAAAUACACUAGUAAUGUUAGUGUUCUGUGUGAUACCUGUGCUACUAUAAACAUGGAGUAUACAACCAGACUUUCAGUAAUUGUAUUUGCUGUAGAUUGUUCUUGUUUGUAAACAAACUCCGGGAUUACGAUAAGUGUAUAUUGUAUGCCACAACUACAACACAUGGUCAUUAAUGUGACUGAAAUUAUAGGUGUGGUACAGAAGCUACAGUGUAUUAUAAUCGCUAUACAAAUACUGUGUUAGCUUUGACAUUUGUUACAACACAUCAGGUAUAACAUUGUUCAUAUUGUAUAUCAUUUAAAAGCGAAUGCUGUUGCAUUAUUUCGCGAAACCGGAUGUCUCAAAGUGAGCAGCACUUCGCUCGUUCCCUCGUCCAGAUAGAAAUCAAAAUAACGAUAUCGAAUUUUGUGAAACAUUCACCAUUUCACCUUAUGUUUAUUUUAUUAAUCACUUAAUUGGUAGUCAAUGUUGACCUUCAGGGACCACAUAAUCUAUUAAAAUGACGUCACAAUAGUAAAUUUACCUAAAAUGGAUAAAUUAUUAACGUUCAUUGUUUCGUUAAAAUAUGAGUUAUUUUUAUAAAAGCAUUUUAUGACUGAGCAUAAUUUAUUCGGGGGUCAGAAGUCAUUAUGACACAAUAUCAAGACACGAUAACCUCAUUAUAAGUGUAACAAAUCGACGGUUUCGUGUUGCAGGUUUCGUGUAGGUCUAUGUAGAAUAUUAAUCUGAUGGAUUGUGGUUUGAAUUAAUGUAACUGUAGAACAACUUUUCUUGACGGGUGUUCGCCUGUAGGAAAUACGAUUACAUAUAUAAAUCACAUAAUAACAUAUCAAACUAUAUAAUGGGAAUAAAAUCUGUGAAUUUGUA
Molecule: messenger RNA, 2577 nt
Organism: Pecten maximus
Lineage: Eukaryota; Metazoa; Mollusca; Bivalvia; Pectinida; Pectinidae
Product: beta-3 adrenergic receptor-like
Exons: 2
Coding region: 241-1623 (460 amino acids)
Biological process (GO): adenylate cyclase-activating adrenergic receptor signaling pathway
Cellular component (GO): membrane
Molecular function (GO): G protein-coupled receptor activity
Source: RefSeq, a predicted model, not a curated record